This is a messenger RNA of Porites lobata, 9121 nucleotides long. Lineage: Eukaryota; Metazoa; Cnidaria; Anthozoa; Scleractinia; Poritidae. The record is from the annotation of a GenBank genome assembly.
AUGGAUCAACAGUAUGAUGGAAAGGAACCCUCUUCAAAAACAGAAGAGAAAGAAGAAUCAGGGAGGGAAAAACAUGAAAGAAGUUCCUCAACAACAAAAACUAUUGGGGUGCCUAAAAGAUAUAUAAUGUUACUGAUGAUAUUUGUCGGUUUCGUUAAUAUCUAUGCUAUGAGAGUUAACUUGAACGUAGCUUUGGUGGCGAUGGUUAACAAUCAGACAAUCAUUCAAGGCGGCGUUAAGAUAAUAAAGGUAUGCUAGCUUAACUCCUCGCCAACGCUAAGUGGGAUUAAAUUGGAAAAAGGUUAAAUUUCUGACUUUAUGAAAAACUGAUUUUUCACUUUUUUACUGUAAAUGUCUGUCGCCUCGGUCUCUUUACACUGCCGUAGCCCCCCAAAAAUAUGGCUGUGGCAAUGUCCAUGGUUAAAUUCUCUUCCAGGGUAUGGGUGUAUAGGGUGUAUGAUGGGCGCAUAGAUGAAUGGCACCAGGUAUUCAACCUCAUGAGAGCGCUAAAGCGCACAAACUGAUCGAAAGAGGGUUAGAGACGCUCGUUAUCACAACGGGCUACUCAGACCGGCCUUGUAUGAGCAUUUAUUUUUGUUUUCGUUAAUUUAAUUAUUUAUUUCCUAUAAGUGUUUUGUGUACUUCUCCCUUGCAAAAGAAUUGACUGAGGCAACUGCCUCGUUUUGCAUCAUACUGUUGACUACGGCCUUGUCUUUGGAUUUAACGCCUGUAUCUCUAGGAAAUCAUUUUGCCGUUACAGGAUGUCGUUUCUUUUGGGACACUUGUUACUUUCAGGCCUUACUUUCGGGAUGGUUGUGGCCGGCUUCACGAGGGGUUGUUUCUUUAGGUCAUUUGAUAACUAAACGUCUCUACGGUUAGGGCAACUCUCCGGCGAGCGUCAGUACUCUAUCGGCAGGUUACAAUCACAAUCUUGAAUUGUGUUGUUUGCAUUCUCUAAUAACGCAAUCACCGGAUCUUUUUAAAACACUGAUAGCGGUAUGCUAAGGCUGUAUGAAUGAUAUGAUUCAAAGUAUAAAACAGUAUGGCAUAGAAGUAUGGUGUUUUGGGCUAGAGGAAGGAUUUGACAAAAAUAUUUCACCCUAACUCAAUCAGUAGUUUCUUUAUUUUACAGCCAGCGGAGUUUGACUGGAACUCGAAACUCCAAGGUAGGAUAUUUUGAGCUCAACUGUAGCCGUUAAGUUAAACUGCUUAACUGAAUAAAAAAAUGACUUUAAAGCCGCAGUCAGAUUUAUACGCCCAGAAGUGUUAAGGUCCAUUUACACAAAAGCUUAAACAUGUUUUUAAACAUGUUUAAGCACAGUUUUUUUUUAUCGACUGCAAAUUAAGUGCAAACAUGUUUAAGCACAGUUUUUUUUUUAUAUCGACUGCAAAUUAAGUGCAACAUAACCUGUUAAAAUUCAUUUGAAUUUUCCGAAAAGGCUGUGUUCUAUUUUUCUGUCUCUGUAUUUCAUUUUCUCUCUAAUUAAACCACAGGUAGCCCAAGCUCGAAAUAUGAGCAUCGGCGAGCAUCGGCAUUGUUGCGUAACAUUCAAAAUAUAAGGAUUUGUAUGGGAAAAAAACCUCUCGUUUCUGUAACCUACGAAAAUGAAAGGAUUUCAAUAAAAAACAGCUUACUUUACUUAAAAUGUGUGUUACGUCUCUCCUGUGUGGUCCACGGGCCGAUUUAUGGCUGUUUUAUGGGUUUUUAUGUAAACGGUUUUCUAGGCUAUACCUUUAUAUAGAGAGAAAACCGUUUACAUAAAAACCCAUAAAACAGCCAUAAAUCGGCCCGUGGACCACACAGGAGAGACGUAACACAUAUUUUAAGUAAAGUAAGCUGUUUUUUAUUGAAAUCCUUUCAUUUUCGUAGGUUACAGAAACGAUAGGUUUUUUCCCUAUACAAAUCCUUAUAUUCUGAAUGUUACGCAACAAUGCCGAUGCUCGCCGAUGCUCAUAUUUCGAGCUUGGGCUACCUGUGGGUAAACCCGUAGGGAGGGAGGGUGCGACGGGUGCGUUCGCACCCCAAAUUAGGCCCCAGAGGUCCACUUUUCUGUUGACCAACGAUUUAAACCAAAGUGGAUUAAUGAUAUUUUUCGAUUGUUAUUCACUGAUCGUGUAGCACACUUAAAAAGACUGUGAAAAAGCAAGAGCCAUAUUACGGCUCUUGGAAAAAGUUAACAAACUUCACGCUUUUUUCAUAAAACGUGUUUUAGACGUUCGCGUAAAAGUUUAACAGAGGAUUUGGUAUGCCUGCAAGGCAUUUACCGUUGCUAAUACGUCGCUUACUCCUCCAUUUUUUCCUUAAUGAGUAAAGUCCCAACAAUUUUGACUUGUGAGACCAGUCCCAGACAAAAUUAGUUGGAACACUUAAACCAAACGCUGUUUUUUCCCUUCUCCCAAUCUUCUUUUUUAUCGCGAUUCAGUCACCAAAUCGUGUACACCAACAUUGAGUGGGCGAGAAGAGACGAAAGUAUCCCAACAAUUUUGACUGAGACUAUAGCUAGGAAGCAGCAUUACUUUAUAUUUAACUUUGGGGUGCCAAGGGGUGGAUCUUGCAUCCCUUUUUCUUGAAGGAGAUGAAAGUAGGCACUGUUCCUUUUUUGUGCGGCCCUUUGUCUUUGAGGAUAGCUUAAAAUAUCUGCUGUUAUCUGUGACCAAAAGGUAGUAUUUGCGGCGCAAGAGAGGCUCUCUUCACCACCUCUUAUACACGUCCACCAUUUAACAUACAUUGGCUUUGAAAGAAGUUCUUGAUUUGUUUCUAACAAACACCUAAGGAAGCUUGAGCUUAGCACACUAUUGAAAAAUCAUGAUGAUGCAAAGAUCUUGCUGCAAACCUAGCGAAUGAUCGGAUUAAAUAGUGCCAUCCCGCAUUGUUCAUUUUACAUAAAAGGAAAAUAAAGUAUACCAUUUAAAACAAAAUGCUUUUGAAGAUUUAAAGUAUGAGAAUGUAGUCUCAGACAACUUCCCCCCCAUAGACUUGUGCCUUUGACAUCGUUUGGUCCUUCUCCUCGUUGCACUUUCGUUGCACUCCCUGUAAAAAAUCCAGAUUACGGACCUGUAUGGUGGCCGAUAACUGCCAUUCGUCAAAAGCACAUAAAUUUGUUAAUUUUAGAUCGAACUUUAAUUAUUUUGUAUUGGAAAUAAAGUGAAGGUACAAUGUAAAAACAUUUUGUUUUUUAUUGAACUGGAAAUAGAUUCUUCUUUAUUAUUAUUUUCAAAACAAAACAAAAUAUUUUUACUAUGAAAUGAAAAUAAAAAUAAAAGUGAAUAAAAGCAAAAGUAAAAAUAAUUUGUUUACGGCCGGGAACUGCCAUUCAAAACAAAAAAAAGCAAAAUUAAUUUGUUCACGGCCGGGAACUGCCAUUCAAAACAUAAAAAAGCAAAAUUAAUUUGUUCACGGCCGGGAACUGCCAUUCAAAACAGAAAAAGUAAAAUUAAUUUGUUCACGGCCGGGAACUGCCAUUCAAAUUUGGGGAGGGACUGGAACGCAGUGACGGGCAUUAUGGCGGCAUAUUUUCGAAAUGAUGGUUGGAAAGAAGACAUCGUUCUCAAAGAAGAAAUGGCUAAAUAUGUAAAACAGGGUUUUCAACGGAGAGAAAUGUUAGAAUUUUUGAAAAGGGAUUUUGCCCAAUAUGCAUGGAGCCUUCGCACUGUCUACAGACGCCUUCGUCACUUUGACAUACAGUACAAUGACAAAAAUGUGUCCCCCAUAUUGAGUCUAAUGAUUUUUGCGAAAGGGCGCCAAAUUAUCAAAGAAUCCGGGGAGUCUGGGUACGAGUACGAGAUUGUAAACAAACGCGAGCGACGCACUCCCACCAAAAGUCUCAUUUCUUUCUUUUUGAAUGGCAGUUCCCGGCCAUGGACAUAUUUAUUUUAGUUUUUUUUUAUUUGAAUGGCAGUUCCCGGCCGUGAACAAAUUAAUUUUACUUUUUUUUGUUUUGAAUGGCAGUUCCCGGCCGUGAACAAAUUAUUUUUACUUUUGCUUUUAUUCACUUUUAUUUUUAUUUUCAUUUCAUAGUAAAAAUAUUUUGUUUUGUUUUGAAAAUAAUAAUAAAGAAGAAUCUAUUUCCAGUUCAAUAAAAAACAAAAUGUUUUUACAUUGUACUUUCACUUUAUUUCCAAUACAAAAUAAUUAAAGUUCGAUCUAAAAUUAACAAAUUUAUGUGCUUUUGACGAAUGGCAGUUAUCGGCCACCAUAGACCUGAAUGGGACAUUAAACUUACCUUCUUUUGGCUGUUACGGGAAUUCCGGUAGGUUGUUCUUCUCCUGGGAAUUAGAAAUAAAUUUUCGUUGUGUCGAUUUUGUUCAGCACAUUGAAGUAAGAAUUAAAGGCGUCUAUAUGGCUUGCGGAGUUUAUAAAAUCCUUGCUGGGGUUGAUGAGAAACCUGUCUCCUCCUCAGGCGCUUCGUUUUUUUUUCACAGAGGCAAGUGACUGGUGACGAAGCGCAAGGCACGAAGGAAGGUUGUUGCUCAGUCAAGAGAGGCUGCCGUUUUAUCCUUCCCGCCUUCCUUUGCGCGCAAUUUUCAUCGAGAGAGAGACAUCAGGGUACGAGACAGAUGUGAGACGAAGUCGGAAACUCACUUUUGUUGAAAUGAUGUCCGCAUGACUCGGUUCUUUGCAAGUUUACCACCGAAAACGUCUGUCAUUGAAAAGAAAUUAAAAAAAUCUUAUUUUUAGGCGAUACAGGUACUAACACGUCUUUUUUGUCUUGUUCAUUUGUUAUUAGGUCUUGUUCUUGGCUCGUUUUUUUACGGUUAUUGGGUGUUGCAGAUUCCAGGAGCCUGGGUUGCCCUUAAAAUCGGUGGUACCCGCGUAUUUGGUUAUGGUGUGUUACUUACUUCAUUGUUAGCCAUCCUUACUCCGAUUGCAGCCAGAUAUCAUGUAAUGGCCCUUGUGGGUGUGCGAAUUUUCCAGGGACUAUUCUUGGUAAGCUGCAGCAUUUCUGGGUAGGUAGAUUUUAAGUUCAGGUCAGUGUAUGUUGAAAUUUUUGGCAAUGCCCUAAUUUCUUUCUCUUCAGGGUGUCACAUUUCCCUGUAAUCAUGCAAUCUGGAGCAAGUGGGCCCCGCCAUUGGAACGUAGCAGUUUAAUAACAAUAUCCAUAGCAGGUAAUCAUUGGAAGGUAACGGUUGGCUUAAUGAUUACCAAGGAAAUAUGUUGAUGUAUCUUUUAAUUAGCGGCGGUUUACUGGCCGUGGUUUUUUACGGGACAUGCUAACUCUUCAUUCUGCUGCCAAACUUCCGUAUAGAAAGUCAGAGAAAUUUUUCGUUCCUUCUCCAGAAAAGGGCCCCUGUCUAAAAAGUCAGGGAAAGAUAUGAAAUUGCGGGUAAAAUUUUGAGUCAGUGAGAAGCUCACAUUACAAGAUCUAGAGGCAAUGCAACCAUUACCUCUAAACUAAGCUUACAAUAGGAUAUAACAUAAUAAUAAUUUCGAUCCUCCAUACGCAUGUUAUAGGCUUUUGGCUAUUAGUUGGUACUUAUAAACGACUCCCUCUAUUUUGCAGGUUGUCCAUUUGGAAACAUAGUUGCAAUUCCGCUCACAGGGGUGUUGUCCAAAUAUGGAUUUGAUGGCGGCUGGCCAUCUGUGUUUUACUGUAUAGGUAAUUAUGUUUCUUCAUUCAGAUCCCGAUAAAGGAAAAUAUUAUCAAGCUGUUGCUUAGCGGGGCAGAGUCCUUUAAAACUUACUUUUAAACCGCUUUUUUAGAUAUCCAAAGGUCUGUAUAAUUUUCAAAAUACUGCUUGAUUUUGCUAGCAAAGAAUAAGGGGAUACACGGAAUUAUUUUGCGAAAGGUGUUUGAUACGCCAAGUGGCAAGGAUUAACUGAAGGUUCGAGACCAGAUUCCCGGCUUCUUUCUCUCUUUUUCAUUGAGUAAUCAGUCUUACCUCAAGGUACAGUGCUCAUUUAAGACCACUGACUGAUUUAAGCACAUGAUUGACCACCUUGAUUGAAAUAGCCUGUAUGUGUUGCAGGAGUAUCUGGCAUAGUGUGGUACUGUGCUUGGGAACUAAUUGUUCAUGAGUCCCCAUCAAGUCAUCCCACUAUAUCGCAAGUAGAGAGGAAUUUUAUCGAGACUAGCAUUAAAGGAUCCGAAGAUAAAGUUGAGGUAAGAUACUUGCCUGAAGAGUAAUAUCAAUUAUAACAGUUCUUUGAUCUUGUAUCUGUACUCUGUGUGAUAUUGGUAGUGAUAGCGGGAUAUGCAGGACUGAAAUCUUUCAAUAAAAUCACCAGGAAAUUUUGACGGCUAAUCAAGUAUAAAGAAGCAGUUAACAGAAACUUUCCUAUACUAGAAAACAUCAUCGUCUGUCGAAAUGGGGGUUUUGAUGGGUCCAUUUAACUUCUUUGCAGUUUGAUGCACUUCCUUGGUCAGACAUUUUGUCUUCAUCUUCCGUCUGGGCCAUCGUGUUCGGUCAUUUUGGUGCUUGCUGGGGAUAUUACACCCUUUUUACUGGGAUGCCAACUUAUUUUAAAGAUGUACUAGAUUUUGACAUAGAGCAGGUGAGUUAUGUGUUAAAAUUAGCCACACAAGAAAUAUAUAAUUAUAAUUAUAUGCUCAAGGAGAAAUCGGCCCAUCCUAUCAGAAGCUCUAUGUACACAUAUCUAGGUCUAUUCUACUUGCAGACUGGGUUCUUGGCAGCCUGUCCAUAUUUGUUUAAAGCCAUACUGGGACCUUUAGGUGGAAUAACAGCUGACAUGCUCAUUAGAUACAAGAUGUGUACUGUUGGUAGAGUACGGAAAGUUUUCUACGCUGCAGGUGAGAAAGGAAAUAUUAAAUUUACUUGUCUUUACCCCAUCAUUCUGCAGUAAAACUAAUCCAGUUCAAAUUUCCUUUAAAAGCUGUUCAAUCCUGUGGAACAGGUUGUGAGAUACCUGAAUCAAAACGUUUUACGACAGACGUUUGUACUGUUUAUGCAUUUCUGUAAUACAAACACUGUCCAUAUCGGUCUUCGCCACUGAACAACGCAUGUCCUUUAAAAUGCGACGUGUAAGGUGUACUCGAAGAAUCAUAAAUACAACUUGAAAUACAAAAAGAGCUAAUUAACAAAAGAAACUAACAGUUUGAAAAAUUGCAAUGAAAUUGGACUUUCAGUGAAAUUUCCUUUUGCUGGUGUUAACCACCAGUUUAGUAUGCAUUUGGAAACCUUCUAUUAGCAUGAUCUUGUACCCACCGCAAAGAAAACUAUUAGAAGAGCAAAAAUGUUCUUUUAAUCCGCUUAACUGUGACAGCCAGUAAAACACGUUGUAAUUAUUGAUUUGUUACAAGGAUGAAAUCCGUGCCCAGAAGGGAACAAAUCUGCUUUUAUGAAUAAGUUAAUACAAUAAUAAAAAGGACUCGAAUAAGUCUUAAACAGUAAAUCGCAUUUAGUCAUUGAGGGGAGAUUAUUUUCAAGAGCUUUAAAGGUUGUCAAUAGGCGUUUGCACGAUGAUGUCAGUUUACUACGACUACGACCAGAACCCUUCAUGGUUUUGCUUUCUUGAGCAAAUUAGCGUUUUCGUUAUUUAAAGCUCGCUGGGAUUACCAAAAACAUGAAAAGAAAAACGAAAAGAAUUCUGGUCUUAGUCGUAAAAUGAUGACGCCAUCGUGCAAAUGGCCUGCAUGCUCUGAAGUCAUGCUUUAAUAAGCUUGAGGCCCCCCCAGAAAACUCUCCAGUGAUCACUUUUAAUAAAAAGAUUUUUAUUCAUUUACAAUGUUGCAGUAUAUGAGGUCGCCAUUUUUGGUAUUUGCUUUAUUGACAAUUAUUUGUAUUAAAUCUUAUUAAAAUGGCUCCAACGGACUAGACUGCUCGAAGACCAAAUCCAUGUACUUGUUUGUUGUGCCAAUAGGUUGCCUUGCAGCUGGAGUAUUCAUAGUAGCAACAGGCUAUACACAGCAGCGCAGGACAAGUGUAAUAUUUCUAGUGUUGGGAGUGGGUUUCUCAGGUCUGAACGCUAUUGGUUACGCUGUCAAUCAUUUGGAUAUCGCUCCACCAUUUGCUGGUAUUCUCAUGGGCCUCACCAAUACAUUUGCGUCAACGCCUGGUUUUAUAAGUCCCCAAAUAACAGGAUUUGUCACAUCACACAAAGUAAGUUCUCGUUAAUUGCCAUCGAACUCUUCAUUGAUAAAUUCAUUGAUAGAGCAUCUGAAUGACGAACACUGGAAUUUUAGCUCAAAAGUUCAAGAUAUUUUGUCAGGCAGACAAUCAGGAGCAAGCUCUUUAUGAGUUUAUGUACUUCGCGCGCAAACUAGUUUUUCGAAACAUUUUGUCAUUCAUAGAAACUUUUUUAGUACCUGAAAGAAUGAAAAUUAAUUAAAGGCCACGUGCUACAUACCUAGUUAUUUGAAGAUGAUGCGAACUGCGGAAAUACAAAUUUUAAAUGAAGAUAUGAUUGUCGCAGUAGUAAUUGCAAUUUAAGAAAUUGCAAAUAAACCCGAAAAAAAAUUUCGGGACUUCAACGGGAUUCGAACCCAUUGCCUCAGUGUUAGCGCUGCAGUGUUAUACCAUUUGAGCUAUGAAGACCCAUACAUUGGAAGGAGGCCAAUAUUGAAUUUGUUGAGUUCAUCUUAACCCAUGAAAAGAAUGAAACAUGAAGAUGAUGUGAACUGCGGAAAUACAAAUUUCAUAUGAAGAUAUGACUGUGUCGCAGUAGUAAUUGUAAUUUAAGUUAUUGAAUAUGAACCCGAAAAAAAAAUUCGGGACUUCAACCUGUGUAUGUAUCAAUAGACCAGUAUCUUGGAACAGCAGAAAUGGGUUGGCUAUUUUAACCAACAAUUGAUGCACGCUCAAUACCUAAAUUAUAAUGAAGAGGAGUGACAAUUGCAAGAGUGCUGGACAAGACAUCCGCUCCAAUCAGUGGUUGGACUGACCUGUUCUCUGUAGACUCGAAUUCAGCUUUUCAAAACCAUAAAUAACAAAGAAGAUCGGAUUCCUGACAGCUGGAAAUUCAUAAUUGCCUGGUUUGUUUUAUUCUUAGACAUGUCUUUGUUAUUUUUCAAUUUAGAAACAAGAGGAGUGGCGGAUAGUAUUUUGGAUUACACUGAUUGUCUAUGUUAUCGCAGUAAUAUUCUACUCUUGGCUCGCCUCAGGAGAGCGACAGCCGUGGGCAAAACCAGGAAGACAUAAACUUACAGACGAUCAGGAAGGUUAA